Melanaphis sacchari is the source of this 489-nucleotide messenger RNA. RefSeq lists its product as uncharacterized. The annotation marks the transcript as partial. NCBI's taxonomy places the organism in Eukaryota, Metazoa, Arthropoda, Insecta, Hemiptera, Aphididae. The record is from RefSeq and is a predicted model, not a curated record. The transcript has 4 exons.
AUGAAUACUAUUCUUGAUUUUUUAAAAAGCAGAAACAUCCAUAAUGCUUAUCAAGUGGCCAGAGAAAUGGAUUCUAAUAAGGUUGAUAGAGCAGUUAUAUCAAUUUCAAAAGAAGAUGAUCCAAAAUUACGCUAUUGGUUACCCGGAUAUGGUGAUAGAAUGGCUUUAAUCAACUGGUCCCAACAAAAUCAUUAUAAAAAAAAUAAAAAUAAUUAUUUAUUAGAUAAGUUGAAAUACAAAGUAAAAAAUGAAGGUAGAAGAUCAUUCAGUGAAAUGUGUAGUUCUGAUGAGACUGUUCAACCACUUGUAAAAACCUUCAAGGGUAAUGCAUUCAAAUCAACCAGAACCAUACAGAUUGGUUGGCUCCAUUUUGAUCAAAAAAUUAAUGAAUAUAAACAGAUUAAAGAAUCAUCUGGUGGUGGUGUUAGAAGUAUUCAGUGUCCCAAAGAUUCAAAGCCUGAUGAUUUGCUUCAAAUAUCGAAAGAAUUA